AUGCAAUCUUUCCACGUUCCUCUGGAGGAAAUAUUGGCCAAAUACGACUGGAUACCUACCUUCACUCAUCCACCUGAUAUCGCCUCACUUCUACGCACCAACGAGGCACCAUCGCCCUCACAAUCUGCCCGGCUAAAGGCAUCACUCGCCGAUAUGACGACUCGGACGCCAAUUUCCGAGCUACAGAGCGACCUUGAUCUGCUCCGUAAUGCUGUUGUAUCACUGGAAAGUCGGAUGACACGCCUCCAGACACUCAAAAAAGACUACGAGACAGCAUUGUCUCCGAUACGUCACAUCCCCUCGGAGAUUCUGGCAGAGAUUCUUCGUCGUUCGUGGAAAGCUUAUGGGUCGAUAGAACUGCCUCUCGGAAGAUAUCAUUCUUUGGGAACGUUGGACGUCUUCACAAUCCAGGAGGGACCAUGGCCUCUUGGUCAAGUGUGUAGCUCGUGGCGGCAUGUUAUUGAAACACUUUGCCCGGAGCUAUGGGCUACCAUGGACCUGGGAAGCCAGUGUUCCAGGGGCAGAAGGCCCAUAAAAGACGCAGCUGUAGAAAUACUCCGCGUCGUCCUUGAACGUUCCCGUAACCAUCCUCUCGAUUUUCGCCUUUACUUCUAUGACCUUGAGGUGGAUGUCAAGGCAAUGGAUCAGUGUUUCGAUCUCAUGAUUACCCAUUCGAAAAGAUGGAGAGACGUUUCAAUGAAUAUCCCUCCACACCUUCUUCCGCGACUCUCUCCUAUCCGUGGAAAGAUUGAUUUGCUUACGGACAUGGUCCUUGCUUGUUAUACUGGCUCGAAGCCCGAAGACUUAGAUAUCCGGGCCUUUGAGAUUGCCCCCAAACUGGAAACACUGUAUAUGUACGGCAUACACCCCGACGUUAGCAUCCGUUUCCCAGUCAUCAAUCUUGUGUCCUUCUCCGAUGCAAGGCCAUUCGGCGGAGACAGACUGACUCCCAAAUACGUUGACAUCGUCAAAGCCGCCCCAAGGCUUUAUUCAUUUUCGUACAACGAUUAUGGUGCUAACUUGAUGUCCACGUCACUUUCCUUUCCUUGUGUCAUGUCCCCGUCGAUUGAAGAACUUUCAGUCUCCUCUCCAAGCUACGGGCUACCCUUCGGAGAGGAAUUGAUAAAAUGCCCCGUGGACGCACUGGGUGCACUCCACCAAAUGCUACUGCAGUCGCAAUGUUCCCUAUCUCGAUUACACCUUAUCGAUGCAAUCUUGGACGAUAACCUUGUAAACAUUAUCCAGCUCAUGCCUAGCUUGCAGCAAUUCGUCAUCGAAGUAAAUGAAUGGGAGGAUGAAUAUGACCCCAUUAUGCGAUCUCUCGUGACAAAAAUGAGCGAGAUACGCCUGUUAGAUGGGUCACUUCAGCACUGCGUGGUCCCAUCUCUACAGGAACUUGAGGUUUCCCUCUCCGACAUUGAUGACACUUACGUCUCUUUCCUCGAUUCCGCAUUUGUCGACAUGGUAGCUUCGCGACUGCAUGGACCGUCCGACGCGCUACGUCUCACGAGCUUAAGAUUAUCGAUGUCGGGGUGCAGAUGGGCCCACGAUCUUGAUGAGGUGGACGAGGAUGCCUUGAAGAAUCUGAAGCAUGAGGGACUUGAGCUUACGUACGACCUCUACGAUGCAGCUAUGUCUGACUGAUAUGGCAGGGUUGUGCGAUCUCUCUGAUAUUAGUUUCAUAGUGAACAGUGACUGUUUCAAACGUAGCGUUGACGUAGAUGGCAGGUUUCGGAGGCACUGUCGUACUUAGCUCAGUUUACAACCAUAGCAGCGAAACCAGUGACACAGUUGGAGGAUGAGGUUCGUGUACUAUCGGGUUUAUCACAUCGU
Desarmillaria tabescens is the source of this 1833-nucleotide messenger RNA. RefSeq lists its product as uncharacterized. The record is from RefSeq and is a predicted model, not a curated record. Lineage: Eukaryota; Fungi; Basidiomycota; Agaricomycetes; Agaricales; Physalacriaceae. The transcript has 2 exons. The coding region runs from base 1 to 1644 and encodes 547 amino acids.